Molecule: messenger RNA, 441 nt
Organism: Lotus japonicus
Lineage: Eukaryota; Viridiplantae; Streptophyta; Magnoliopsida; Fabales; Fabaceae
Exons: 1
Coding region: 1-441 (146 amino acids)
Source: RefSeq, a predicted model, not a curated record
AUGAGUGGUAGCAGCGACAUGAAAAUAGAGGGGUCAUAUAACAACGAUGAUAGAGUUUCGAUGUUACCUAACAGCGGUGACGUUAGCAGUUAUGAUGGUGGAGGGUGGUGGUGGCAGAAAACUAUGGUGGAGGCUGAUGGUGGAAGCAGCGAGAACUAUGGUGGAGGUGGCAGUAGUGGUCGUGUUGGGGAUAGUGUCGCCAGUGGAGGUGGUAGUGCCAACAUCAAUAGCGGCGGUGGUGACAGUGGAAGUGGUUGUAGCGACAGUGAAGGUGUGGUGGUGGAGAGGGUGUUACCUGGUGGUCAAGAUGAUGAUGGCCGUGGUAGCAACGUGGUGGUUAUGGCAGGCGGUGGUGGUGGUGGAGGUGGUGGUUGCAAUGGAGUCGGCGGUGGUGGUGGAGGUGAAAGUGGUGGCGUUGGAGGGUGGUGGGAGCAGCAGUAG